GGUGGGGGGGGAGGAUUGGGAGAACAUAAUAAUGCUUUUUAAAAAUAUAAAAAAUGCAGUUAGUGAAAGAAAAUCCUGGCUGUCUGUGGGAGACUAUAUCCCGACAUGACCAUAGCCUAAUAUUUCUGCCCUUUGCUUCUACUUCAGUCCGUGCUCUUUGCAGCUUGGUCACACAGCUACGGAGAAAAGAAACGGAAGAAAAACAGCUUUAAAACCAUGAUCUUGAAAGUAGACAGCUGAGUGGGAAAUUUGAAGGUCCAAGAAAAAAGGGCUGAGUUUUGAGGAGAAGAGAGCUCGCAUGAUGGAGAUCUUUUUUGAGACAAAAGAUGUGUUCCAGUUGAAGGAUAUAGAGAAGAUUGCUCCAAAAGAAAAAGGGAUUACUUCAAUGUCAGUGAAAGAGAUUCUGCAAAGCUUAGUUGACGAUGGCAUGGUGGACACUGACAGAAUUGGAACUUCCAAUUACUUUUGGGCUUUUCCAAGUAAAGCUCUUCAUGCCAGGAAGCGUAAGUUAGAAGAACUUCAGUCUCAGCUUGCUGAAAGCAAUCAGAAAAAGGAGGCUCUGCAGAAAAGCAUUGAGAAAUCAAAAAUUGGACGUGAAGAUACUGCAGAACGUGCAACGCUGACAGAGGAACUUGCUGCCCUUCGGCAGAAAAAAGAGCAGCUAAAGGCAGAAAUAGACAAAUACAGAGAAUGUGAUCCAGACGUUGUUGAAGAAAUGCGCCAAACAAACAAAAUAGCCAAGGAGGCAGCCAACAGAUGGACUGAUAACAUCUUUGCAAUAAAGUCCUGGGCCAAGCGUAAAUUUGGAUUUGAAGAGAGCAGAAUUGAUAAAAGUUUUGGAAUUCCAGAAGAUUUUGAUUACAUCGAUUAGUUGUUUGGCAGUCAAUGGCUGACACAGUUGUACAUAGUUUGUUAAAUAUUACUCAGCUGGCAUUUAAAUGUGUGCUUGAAUCCUUGCCAAAAUGACUUUAAUUUUGCAGUUUAAUUUGCAGUUUUUGUUAAAGUUAAUAAAAUUCUAAAAAUGUU
Oxyura jamaicensis (ruddy duck) is the source of this 1026-nucleotide messenger RNA. It is a transcript of the gene MND1, whose product is annotated as meiotic nuclear divisions 1. The transcript is spliced from 8 exons. Gene Ontology annotation, molecular function: double-stranded DNA binding. The coding region runs from base 299 to 871 and encodes 190 amino acids. The record is from RefSeq and is a predicted model, not a curated record. Gene Ontology annotation, cellular component: nucleus. Gene Ontology annotation, biological process: reciprocal meiotic recombination. NCBI's taxonomy places the organism in Eukaryota, Metazoa, Chordata, Aves, Anseriformes, Anatidae.